Messenger RNA from Panicum hallii, 1695 nucleotides. Its product is annotated as E3 ubiquitin-protein ligase ATL4-like. The transcript has a single exon. Lineage: Eukaryota; Viridiplantae; Streptophyta; Magnoliopsida; Poales; Poaceae. The record is from RefSeq and is a predicted model, not a curated record. The coding region runs from base 301 to 1446 and encodes 381 amino acids.
UGGUGAAACAGUUGCGGGGUGACGACGUUGAUUGGUUUGCAAGGAGGCUGAACCUGAACUCCUCCAUUUCCUCCGGCAGCUGCAGGGAUCGGUCGGAGUGAGAGCUGAGCGCUGAGGUGAGCAUGCACACCCGGCGGGGGUUAGCUAGGCAGGCAACCACUAUUUACUCCCGGCCUCUGCUUCCGCCAUAUCGCCGCGCUACGCACUCCAAAGACCCGCGCGGAUAAAAGCCCCGGCAGGCACCCCACCCGUCCCGGGUCUCGCGGUGAAACCCAUCGUCCCGCAACCUCGCUCGCCAUCAUGUCCUCCUCCGCCUCGUCUCUCCAGUCGCCUCCCGCCGGCGCGAUAGGCGGCACGUCCCCCUACUCCGCGUCCUCGUCGUUCCUCCCCUCGUUCAUGAUCAUCGCCGCGCUGCUCGCCUUCGUCUUCCUCGCCUCCGUCUCCAUCCACCUCCUGCUCCGCUUCCUCUCAUCAGCAGUCCGCGCCUCCUCCUCCUCCUCGUCGGGGCCGCCGCUCCCCCGGACUCACCGCGAUGGUGAGGCGGGGUCGGGGUCGCCGGGGAGCGCGGCAGAUUAUUCAGCGGAGAGACCCGCGGCAGCCGCGGCCGAGGGCGGGAAGAAGGAGGAGGCGCCGGGCGACGAGAAGCAGCGGCUGAUCGACUCGCUGCCGCUGUUCACGAUGGCCUCGGCGCUGGCGGCGCUGCCCAAGAGCUCGCCCGACUGCGCCGUCUGCCUGUCGCCGUUCACGCCCGACGCGGAGCUGCGGCUGCUCCCCGCGUGCCGCCACGCGUUCCACGCCGCCUGCGUCGACGCCUGGCUCCGCACCACGCCGUCCUGCCCGCUCUGCCGCGCCGCCGUCGCGCCCCCGCACCCCUCGCUCGCCGCCGCCAUGCGCGCCGCCGCGCAGCAGCCGCAGAGGAGCAGGGGGCAGUCGGGGCCGAGCUUCCUCGUGGAGAUCGGCACCGUCAGCAACCGCGGCUCGUCCCCGGCGGUUGCCCGCGGCGGCGACAGGAAUAGCCGCACCUAUUCGCUCGGCUCCUUCGACUACCAGAUCGACGAGGAGGUGGAGGCCGUGGUGUCCCGCGUCGCGCGCAUCAUCGCCGCGAGAGAAUCGAGCACCGUCAAGGAGGAGAAGCCCCCAGCCGAGGAAGGGUCCGCGCCUUCGCUGGCCGGGGCGCCGGUGCCCUCGCCUCCCGGCGAAGCGGUGGCCGAGGCAGCGGGCUCCUCGCGCGGGUGGCUGCGGGAGUACGUGGACCGGUUGGCCUCGUCGGCCUACACGUUCUCGGAGCGGUGGAGCUCGCGGUGGAGCCCGGGGGGGCAGCAGCGGCAGGAGGAGCCGUGGCUCUGGGACGCGGAGGCCGCGGGAAUGUCGGCGCCGCCGGGGUCGGACGACGACGAGGAGGAGACGGCGUUCAUGGUGAUGUACCGCUGGAUUGCCGGGGUGUAAACGUAGUCGGAAAAACUUACCAGGGCUUCCGUAGUUCCGUGUCAAGCUGCUAGUUCAGGUUGAGGUUGAGGUGAGGUGAUCCAAAUGUUUUGGAAGCUCCUGUUGACUGAGGUGCAUGGUGUAGGCGUCAGCGGCAGCAGUGUGUAUCGGCAUUUGCACAUAGUUCAUGGGUCCUCGGAGUUCGCAUUUUGGAACGCGAGGAGAUAAGACGCCGAGAUAGAUAACGUGCAUGCACAACUGUUUCUACUA